AUGUUCCCUCAAUUCUUUACUCUCUUCCUCGCCCUCGUCUUUUUCCAUGGAUCUCAGGCAGCAAAUCCCCUCGUCGAUUUCGACCGCAUGGGAAAAGUUGGCCUCGCAGGCGCUUUUGCUGGCCUAGAUUUCUUCAAUGGCUCGACAGCAGCUUUCGAUCCUACAACCUCCACUCUGCUAUCACGCGCCUCGGAUGGCUCGUUAACACGUCUUGCGUCCACUAACGUGGGUGGAAGUAUCCUUACUGGAUGUGCCCUAGGCAACGUGUUCUACCUGGCAGGCAGCUUCUCCUCUGUUAAUGGCGUUUCAGCAGCAAAUAUCGCCUCCUACACCACUUCCUCAGGCACAUUUGCAGCACUCGGUUCGGGAGGUCCUAAUGGCCAGAUAAACACAGUUUUCUGUGAUACGAAAGGGGAAAAAGUUUGGGUUGGUGGAAAGUUUUCAGCACCAGGUGCAUCCGUUGCGAUCUUCGACAUCAAGGCCGCGUCUUGGUCUGGUCCGCCCUUCGCUGGCAUCUCGGGUGCUGGUGCAGAAGUCACCUCCAUCACGACCAACUCCUCAGACACGAGUCUCUUCUUUUCCGGCUCGUUUGUAACAGCCUUUGGCAAUGCCAACGCGGUUUUAAACGGUACCAACAAUCCGAAUGUCCCCUUUUCCCCCGGCGCUUCACCGUUUUCCUCAUCUUUGGUACCCAUUCCAUUAACAAGCGCAAACAUUCAGAUCCAAGGUCAACCCUCCUCUUUGCAAACUGGCUUCACUGAUAUCCGCAAUGCGCUCUGCCCGGCUGGUGCUGACGGGCCUGGGAAUUCUUGGUUUGCCCAGGACAACUCUACACCGUUGAUCAAUGUUCAGACUUUUUCAUCGAUUUUCGCCAGUGGCGUGCGUCUUGGAAACACCUUCCAGCCUAAUCAUGGAACUACGGGCUUUAGUGUUACCACGCUUCCGGAUAACAAAGUCCAGACUUUGAAAUACGUUGAUCCAACUACAGGCCAAAACCAAACGUGCACCGAUCCCUGCCCACUCUCUACCGAUCCAUCCGUUCUGUAUCAAGAUUUUCUUUUUAACGGCGAUCUCACCAUUACUGGCGUGCAAAUUAAGCUUUCUCAGUUUACGGGAUCAGGCCCAGGUCUUCACAUCCUCCAGCUUCUUUCAUCAGGUGCAUUUGCGUCCUCAAUAGAUGCCAACAACGGGCAGUCUUGUUUUGCUCCGAACCCCUCAAAUACAACGAAGAAUGGGGAUUGGUUUUCAAAGGUUGCCAACACCAAAAUUCCUGGAACUGUACAAACAGUAUUGGUAUCUGAUGUAAUUAUUGGUACCCCGUCGGCCUCAGGCCCCUCUUUCACCUGGAAUCCUUACAUAUCAGGUGCUGGAGACUACGAUGUGAACCUUCUCAUUCCAGGGUGCACCAACUUCCAAGACUGCCCCCUCCGAACUGACGUUAAGGUUCAGAUGUUCCCCGGUCCAGGGCUCAAUCCCAUCAUCACAACAAUCUCUCAAACAAAUCAAGAUGACGCUUCGGUUUUGAUUUACAGCGGUCCCGUCCACCCUUCAACAACAGAUUUCGGCGUCACAAUCACCAUGUCUCUGGCUGAUGAACCCUCAGGAAACGGCCAAGGCGGGAAAUUUGAGAUUAUCGCUGAUCGCGUGCAGUUCGUCUUGAAGUCCGCAACCGUCUCGACCUCCGGGGAUAACAACGGGUCGACAGUUGGCGGCACAGGUCUAGUGCGUGGGUUUGGAUUCUUGGAGUGGCCUCUUUCUUCAACCUCUGUGGACCCUUCUGUUGAUGGCAAAACAGCUUUUCCCAAUACCACCUUGACAGCAUUAGAUAGUCUCGGGUUCGAUUUGCUCAAUGGAAUGGGAGGAACUUCUGCAUUAGUUUCGGCAGGGCUUAGUGUCAAUGCUGUUGCCCAUCACCCAUCUGGAAUUUUUGUUGGAGGUUUAUUCACCCUUACCUCAGGGCCAGCAUCCGGUAGCUCAAACAUAGUCAUUUUCAAGAACGGCGCUUUGGCGAGUUUGGCUGAAGGUGGGCUUAAUGGUGAGGUGACGGCGCUGGCCCUCAUUGGUGAUCAACUGUUUGUCGGUGGUUCUUUCAAUGGCACAGAAUCAGGAUCCACUUCCAACUUGCGCAACAUCGCUGUAUACGAUAUCCAGAAGAAUUCAUGGAGCUCAUUGGAUGGUGGCCUUAAUGGAAACGUCGCUUCGCUUGGUUUGGCUAAUGGACAGCUCCAGGUAGCAGGAAACUUUACCGAAACCGUCUCAGCAAGCAACAACAUUGGCGGAAUUUCUGUGACUGGAUUUGCAAACUGGGAUAUCAAAUCUGGCUCCUGGGUCAACAGCGGAGGGUUUGUAGCAGGCAAGAUGACUUUCAUAGGGAACAGCACCUCGUCCGAAUCUCAGUUCAUCGCUGGCAAUGUUGCUGCUUCUCAAAAAUUCGGGGCUAGCGGCCUCGUCAUGCUCAAAAACAACGGAGAGAAUGGACCAAGUGUCACGCCCCUUUCUAUUGGUCUCGAUUCCGGUGUUUCAUCGCAAUCUACCGCCGCCACCAAGUUGCGUCGCCGCAGUCAAUUACAGCUGCCCAGUUCCAGCGCUUGGAUCUCGCACAUGAAAUUCUCGCAUAUCUUUUCCAGGCAAAGUAACACUAACCAAAUCCCCACACUAUCUGCACCACUUCCGGCUCCUGGACCUGCUGUCUUGGCAGGUGCUUUCUGGACCAACAAAACUUCAAACAAGGAGUUGACUAUCUUGGGAGGCAAUUUCACAUUCACCCCACCGGGGUCCACGACAUUUGCAGUCGGCGUUGCUAUCUAUGAUCCUAUAUCAGGUAGCAUUCAAGCACUAUCUGGACCUCAAAUCAAUGGUACCGUCAGGACUCUUCUCGUCGAUGAUAAUUCUUUAUACGUUGGUGGCGAAUUUACCCUGUCGGCAGGAUCUGACACCGCAGUGAAUGGACUUGCAUUGUACGACCUUGCCGCCAACGCUUGGGAUUUGAAUGGGUUGCAAAUUCUACAACCGUCGCCUGGUUCCAGCGUAGUUGUUCGUUCUAUCUCCAAGUCAACUUCCAAACCGACCACUGUCAUCGUCGCUGGUAGCUUUUCUCAAGCUGGCUCGCUGAGCUGCCAGGCCAUCUGCAGUUUUGAUACAGUUACCAGGCAAUGGAAUGCUUUAGGAAACGGUAUUCAGGGGCAGGUUGCCUCUGUGAGCUAUGCUGGGGACAAUCAAAAUACUUUAAUAGCUGCAGGGUCGAUCUCCCUUUCUGACAACACUGCAUCCAAUGUUGUACAGUAUAGUCUCCAGAAUGCGACCUGGUCUGCAAUUGGAUCUGGCUCGGACAUUCCUGGGCCUAUCUCGGCGGUUGGUGUGAACAGCGGCAAUGCGAGCAGUAUAUUCGCUGCUGGAAAGUCAACCGAUGGAUCUUCUUCCUUCUUGUCUUUCUGGGACGGCAAUAAAUGGUCAACACUUGGGUCCACAUUCCAAGAAGGUACCACUGUUGCUCAACUGACCAUGGUUCCUCUGCAAAAUUCCCAUGAUGCCAAUGGAGUCAUUGAAUCAGAUCGAGUGCUCAUGAUAUCAGGAUCCUUAUCUACAACGGCUGGCAAUUCAUCUUCCGCUCUCUUCGACGGACGAAAUCUAAUCCCUUUUAUCGUCUCGACAUCGGCGACUGGCUCAGCUGGCUCUGUCUCCUCGCUAUUCCACUCUUUUUCGUCUUUCAGCUUUAGCCAACGCAAAUUCCUAGCCACUGGCGUAGUCAUCCUAAUUUCAAUUGCAAUUGCAGCAGGCGUGGUGUUCCUCCUGGCCUUGAUAGGAAUUCUAUGGACCCUAUUCUCACGCAAAGAAGAUAAACUCAACAAGUAUGAUGUGGCUGAAGACGAAGAUGAUGACUCUACACGUCAUAGACCAUCAUCGCUCUUAGAACACAUUAACGCAGCCACUCGCACUACUAUCAUUGGAGCUAGUCCGUACAGCAAUUCCUCCGAGAAGGAAGAACAGACGACAGGCAGCCCUCAUGCUGAUCAGGAUCCAUUUGGACCUGACGCUAGUAAUUAUAUGCGUGCGGAGACGCCAUCCGACGCGGUUGGUGGCUUGUUGGGUGAAGAAACCAGUCGGCCAGCGCAUGCUCGAUAUUCCUUCGAUGGAACUGGAGAGGGCGAGCUACCUAUCUCGUCAGGGGCGGAGGUUGAAGUAUUAGAUGAUAGAGAUCCUGCGUGGUGGUACGCGCGCGAUGUGCGGACGGGGCAGGAAGGCGUUGUGCCAGCCGCUUAUUUAUAUUGA
Molecule: messenger RNA, 4269 nt
Organism: Psilocybe cubensis
Lineage: Eukaryota; Fungi; Basidiomycota; Agaricomycetes; Agaricales; Agrocybaceae
Exons: 7
Coding region: 1-4269 (1422 amino acids)
Biological process (GO): positive regulation of establishment of bipolar cell polarity regulating cell shape
Cellular component (GO): plasma membrane of growing cell tip
Molecular function (GO): protein binding
Source: RefSeq, a predicted model, not a curated record